Molecule: messenger RNA, 941 nt
Organism: Sinocyclocheilus rhinocerous
Lineage: Eukaryota; Metazoa; Chordata; Actinopteri; Cypriniformes; Cyprinidae
Product: transcription factor E2-alpha-like
Exons: 5
Coding region: 593-904 (103 amino acids)
Biological process (GO): regulation of transcription by RNA polymerase II
Cellular component (GO): chromatin; transcription regulator complex
Molecular function (GO): DNA-binding transcription factor activity, RNA polymerase II-specific; RNA polymerase II cis-regulatory region sequence-specific DNA binding
Source: RefSeq, a predicted model, not a curated record
CGUUAGUCUAGUGCGGCGCAAUUUACAGCAAAAUCCUACUCAUAUUACGAUAAAGUUAGAUAUACUGUUGCCCGCAUUAUUUCGCAGUGUAUUUGUGUUGGGUGUAUGGUAAAUAUCAAAGUAAUCGCGUCAUACACCCAGUCCUAGUUUUCUGGGCGUUUGAAAUCGGACACCGCUAUAACGUCUCCCCUCCGCGCGGAGGGAUACACUGUUGGGGCUGACAAUGUGGACGGUGCUAAAAUGUCUCCUCGGAAAAUGAGAUGUUACAUUUGUAGCGCUCGAAAAAAUUAGAUUAGAACUUUAGGCAGAGCUACAUUUGAGCGCAGUUACAUUGUAACAACUCUCGACGUGGACUGUUCGCGUUUCCCGAGAAAUUGGACGCGUUUUGCACCGUGAAUUAGCGGGACCUGAGGCGCGGAGGGGGGGGGAAUUUUGUCCCCCAACUUUUCUGUUUUUCCUCUCGGGCUGAAGCGCGUUUCUCUCCCGCUGGAUGCCGCGCGCUUGACGCGAGGAACGGAUCAUAAACCUGUUUGAGCUGAAAGAGACGUCGAGCGAGAGAAGCAGAUCAAGAACACACAGGAUCAGGAUCAGGAUGGCGACAGCGGGGACCGACAUGGAGCUGAACGACCUGCUGGAUUUCAGUGUUAUGUUUCCUCAUCCGAUGUCAAACGGGAAGAACCGAGGCCCUACUUUACCCAGCAGUCAGUAUGGUUUAGAUGAAAGAAGUGGCUCCGGCUCUUGGGCUUCAGGAGAAGCGAACGGUCCCGCAUUCGGCGCACGGCUGUAUGGAGACGGUCCUCACUACCCUGAACACGACGGCAUGUACAACUUAGAGAUUGACGGUGAGUUAACGCACAGCUUGGAGUUCAGAACAUUUACCAGCAGAAUUUCACAUCAGUUUUGAUACCAGCUUCUUUAAUUUAGGCUAUUAGGAGGUGAGU